AUGUCGGCGACCGGCGCGGUGGCGCUGCUCCGCACGGGCGCGGCCCUCUACGAGGCCGGCGAGUUGCCGCGCGCGCGGGAGCUCGCGGAGGCGGCGCUGCACGCCGCCGAGCCGCGCGACGACGCCUCCUUCGCCGAUGCGCUGCUGCUCCUCUCGAACAUUUACUGCGCCGCGGGGGACUUUGCGGAGGCGGAGCGGCUCGUCACGACGUGCUGCUGCUUCGUGGAGGAGCGCCUCGGCACCGCCCACCUCGGCGCCGCCACGGCGCGGCUGAACAGGGCGAUUAUUCUGCUGGAGCGCUACCGCCUGCGGGGCGGCGACGCGGCGGCGGCGGUGGGGCGCGCAUACGACCUUCUGCAGGCGGCGGAGCGGCGGCUGGAGGACGACGUCGGGGGCGCGGCGCGGCUGCUGCUCGCGGAGGUGCUGCACAACAGCGGCGUCUGCUGCGAGCUCGUCGGGCGCUACACCGACGCCCUCACGGCGUACAUGCGCUCCAUGCAGAUACGCGUGCGCUACAAGGACGCGGUCGGUGUGACCGACAUGAAGCUCGCCCUCACGAUGGAGCACGUGGCGAUGUUGUACCGCUUGAUGGGCGGGGCGAAGCUGCCGGGGGCGCUGCGGCUGAUGGAGGUGGUGGCGGCAACGCGGCGGCGCCACAUUGGCCCGCGGCACCCGCUCUACGCCUCGGCCCUGCUCUCGCAGGGGGUGAUCGCGGCGGAGUUGGGCCACCAGCGCCGCGCCGCGGCGUUGCUGCGGAGCGCGUUGGAAAUACGCACGCGGUUGUACGGCGCCGAUGACCCACAGACGCGCUGCGUGGCGCAGCUGCUUGCGGAGACGGCGUAG
Molecule: messenger RNA, 843 nt
Organism: Trypanosoma conorhini
Lineage: Eukaryota; Euglenozoa; Kinetoplastea; Trypanosomatida; Trypanosomatidae
Product: variant surface glycoprotein 3054
Exons: 1
Coding region: 1-843 (280 amino acids)
Molecular function (GO): protein binding
Source: RefSeq, a predicted model, not a curated record